This is a messenger RNA of Athalia rosae (coleseed sawfly), 3558 nucleotides long. Its product is annotated as Kv channel-interacting protein 2-like. Bases 1457 to 2116 code for a protein of 219 amino acids. The record is from RefSeq and is a predicted model, not a curated record. Gene Ontology annotation, molecular function: calcium ion binding. Lineage: Eukaryota; Metazoa; Arthropoda; Insecta; Hymenoptera; Athaliidae. The transcript has 5 exons.
UGAUCGGUUAAUUUCACAAUCAAUAAAUGCGAUUUGAUCCUUCCCGAAUGCCAUGUGCCCCAACGUAUUAUCGUCAGGUAUACGCAAUUCAACGUGACAUGAUACAUGAGUAAAACCAGCACUGGUUUGCACUUAAAUUUGUUCAAAAUAAUUACCUUAAUGUUACCAGGAACUCUAUAUCUCAAGGCUAACGCUUGCAGUUCCUUGUAAGAUAGAUUAGAGAUAUCUGCACUUCCACUCAUCUUUUAUUUUUCGCACAAAUUAUUAACCGUAGAGUUCAUCGACGAAUUUACACGAUUCUGGAAUAUGGCUAGGGUGGCUACAUUGGGGGAAAUCGUCUGCUUUGUACGAUUUGCAGUACACACCCGAGUAUUGUGUACGUACAGGGAUUAACGUCUCACCUUUAGGUACGAUCGUAUUUAACUUUUAUUAAGUACGAACUUCAAGCGGUUCACGCUCACAUACCCAUAAUCCGAAAUUAAAAUUUAACCGCGCUUAUCGCAUUUCUAGCGUUCGAUUCAUAUGAAUGUUCCCCAGGCUAAAUUAAUUGGGUCCGGGAUCUGUAGUUAAUUGCUAUAAAUAAAUGGGAUAAUUCGGGUAUUAUAUUUAGCUAUUCGAGAUUCUGGUAGGGUCACGAUAUAGGACUGAAAUUUUGAUGAAUUAAUCGAUAAAGUGAUAUCGCACGUGUAACGUGAGAUUCGUUUGUGCUGCAAUUGUUAGUGAGAAGCGGUGCACUCGAUAAGAAUUAUUUUUUUUUAAUUUGCCACCCCUAUAUUACCAGGUAUAUAAUUUUAUUAAACUCCUAAGACAGGUAAUGCCGUCUCAAGUGUCGGUUUAUGUAAUGAGAGAAUAAUUAGUGAACCGCAUGUGAUAUCAUUUUCCUCUGCACACCAUAAUUUGCUGAGGAGAAGCCUUUCUUCUAUAAUAUUUCGGGGGUUUCAUAAAUCUCAUAACAUUGAGCCAGAACGAGGACAUCCAUUAUCAUUUUCCUUAAAUGCUUGAAUAGUUGGUGUUGAUAAAGAGAACAAUAAGUCCCGCACACGAGUUGCUGAAUUAGAAAUAAUUGAAAGGGUACAUGAAGCAAAGGGUAUAAGUAUGUAAUACAUGACCAUGCCUUAUAUAAGGUAGUCGAGUAUUAUAUUAUGUAUUGAGUUUGCGCGGAGAUGUUGGUUUUCGCGUUGAGUUCUACAGUUUUCGUUGUGGCAGCCUAUACUCAGUGCGUCACCUGCGGAACAGAGUUCAUAUAGUCUCAGCAAGGCGGGCUGGUGAUAUUUUUUUCAUUGGAAGAUUUUCUGCGCAAACUUCUCAAUAAGGCGCAUGAUUUUUUUAUAAUUUAUAUUAUACGCUUGUACAUACUUUGAACUAAAAGAAUAAAAUAAUCAUUUGAAUAAACGAGAAUCCACGGAACAAGUUAUACCAGUCAUACUGAGAUUAUCGAGUGGUAAAUCGGGAAAGGAUGAAAGCCCGAAAGAGCCGUGGAGAUAAAAAGGAUGAACUAGAGGAACUAACUGGAGUAUUAGCAAGUACCGGGGGUGGUGCUCUGACUCUUGGGGGGCGUCAUAGGCCUGAAGAAUUAACGACUCUAGCUGCGACAACGAGAUUUUCACGGAAAGAAAUCCAGCUAAUCUACAGAGGAUUCAAACAAGAAUGUCCCACAGGUCUUGUGGAUGAAGAAGCCUUCAAGCAAAUCUUUUCCCAAUUCUUCCCCCAAGGAGAUGCAAGCCAAUAUGCUCACUACGUAUUCAACACGAUGAAACGUAAACAGUCUGGAAAAAUUAGCUUUGAGGAGUUUCUGUCCAUUCUAUCAAAAGUGUCUAGAGGCUCAGUGGAGGAAAAACUUCAAUGGGUGUUUGGUCUCUAUGAUCUUGAUGGAGACGGGUUAAUAAGUAAAGACGAAAUGCUGGAUGUAGUUGGUUCAAUUUAUGAAAUGCUGGGAAGAUACACCCAACCCCAAUGUGCCGAGCCUCAAAUGGCCGCACGUGAGCAUGUCGAACGUAUAUUUCAUCUGAUGGACACAAAUAAGGACGGAGUUGUGACGAUUGAAGAAUUGGUCCAGUGGUGUUCUAAAGACGAGCAACUCUUACGUAGCUUGGAUACUCUAGACACAGUGUUGUGAAAUUAUUUUUACCCUUUUUGAUCCUGUCGUAUGCUCAGUAACCGCGAGAUAAUGUUUAUCAUUUGAUGCAAAUUUCUGUACAGAUUCGCUUGCGAUGCAAAUGCUGCAAGCCGCUGAUUUUUUGGCAAUGACCAUGGCAGCAAUCGAAUAUUUGCAUCGUCUAGUAUCAUUCUGUAAGUCUGAUAUCAAUUGAUUUUCUAAAUUGCAAACAGCUGAUCGAUUUCACGAAGUAUGAAAUCAUCGACAUUGCAGAAGAUUUAUUGAAUGCUCAUCACAAAUAUUUUACUAUACCCAGUCUUUCAGAUAUGCGAUUGCGUGAUUCCAGUAUUACUAAUGUUACAAAUCUCUUACAUAACGCCUAUAUUAUGAUAAUGGCUUCAUUCCCCUAUUCCGAAUUCUAAACUUUUAUCAUCAAACUUUCGGAGUUCUAACAAGACGCAUUACCAGCAUUCGAUAAAAAAAAUAAUGCAAUUUCAGUCAUUUUUCCUGUUACCAACUCGUUACCCCCAAUAUGUAUAUUGCAGGAAAUGCGUCUUUUUUUUUAAUCAUAUUGCUGACAAUGAAUCCCAAAUUUCAGGAAUGUUACAUACAAAUACUUACGUAAAUAGGUAUAUAAUAGGUAUAUUGAUACUUAUGCAUCAAUGAACUUUGAAAAUGUUCUAACUUAUGAGGCACCAGUUUUUUAGGUAUUAUUAAUAAUGAUACGAUAGAGCUCUAUUUGGAUAUGGUAGACUUAUAUAUAGUAUAGUGAUGAUAUAGCAGCAAAAAAUAGGACAGUUAGAAAUUGUUUAGAACAUCUUAGACUUACAAUUAGCAUUGACCAAACAAGCUGCCUUCUUUGGCAGGGCCUCGUGUGAUUCUCCCGUACCUUACUACUAUUUAAUUCAUUAAAAUAUACAUAUAAUAUAUUAUAUAUAUAGUUAUUAACUCACAAGCAUAUAUAUUAGGCUUACAAUCAUAUUUGACAAAUCUAUUCAAAUUCUAUGAUAUACAUAUAAAAAAGUUAGCAAUAUUACUGUAUAAUUGUUAAAUCAAAUACCUUUAUACCUCGUUAAGCUCGGUCGUUGAUUAUAUUAUUAACGCAUUGAAAUAAAUCUCUACACUUUUAGUAGAACAGACUCUAAUUCUAUAACUCUAUUCAUGAAAAAAAAGUUCGAUGAUACGUUCGACAAUAGCAAUAUGUUCUGCUGAAAAAAUCACGGACCAUGUAUCGUAGAUAUUUCCGAACUUUCUCAUAAUGAUUCACACAUGGUAAUCAAUUAUGCACCGAUAAAACAAAUGAUCUAAUUUUGAAUAUUUUCAUAAAUCUAAUAACUCGUUAAAAGAAGUAUGGAGUACACGCAUAGACCUGUCCAUAUGCUAUUGCAUCGGUAAUUAACAACAUGAGUUUUGUUCAUAAACUGUACCAUUCCGACUAAUAAAUAGUUGGUUACCAAUCAUAA